AUGUCAGCUAAUCAAGUGAGCACUUCGCUCAUGAGAUUGAAGCUCCUUGAUGCUUUACGUAGCGGAGAUUCGAAACGUAUAGAUAAGUUAGUUGAGGAUCUUUCGGUGGAGGUUACUAUGCAAAAUAGUGAGAUCUUAGGGUUAAGAGAAACCAUCUUACAUUAUGCUGUUCAAGUGUCUCCAUUGUCUACCAUUAAAUAUAUUGUUGAAUCUGUUGAUAAGUUCCCCUUUGUUGAUAUUAAUUCUCAAGAUAAAGAAGGUAAUACUCCUUUACACUUGGCCGCUGCUUCUAGUAGAUUGGAAGUGGUGAGAUAUUUGUUAUCAUUGCCUAACAUUAAUGAUACUAUCUUGAAUGGUAAUAAGGAACAACCGGUGGAAAUGUGUAAGGACUUGAACAUUGCUCAGGUGAUGCAAUAUGAAAGAGCUAAAUUUGUGGAGACCCUGGCAUUAAGCUUAAGAGAAUAUUUUAUCAACAGAGAUUACCAGGAAUUGGAAAAACUAUUGGUGGGUAAUCUGAGAGCCGCUGAAUUGUUAGAUAUCAAUGGUGCUGAUCCGGAAACUGGUAAUACCGUCUUACAUGAGUUUAUAAGCAAGAAUGAUUUGGAAAUGUGUAAAUGGAUCUUGAAACAUGGCGGUGAUCCAUUUAGAAGAGAUAAAAAGGGAUGUUUACCAAGUGAUUUGGUUGAUCCAAAAAAUGAACCUUUACGUAAAUUAUUACAAUCUGCUUCCAAGGAACAAACUAUGAUGGAUCCAGUACAAAAUUCCCAGAAUUCAGGGAAAGCAGGUGUUAUCCCCACUUAUAAAGGAUAUUUACGUAAAUGGACCAAUUUCGCUGGUGGAUAUAAAUUGAGAUAUUUUGUUUUGGAUUCUAAUGGGAUUUUAUCGUAUUAUACCGAUCAAGAUGAUACUUCUAACGCUUGCAGAGGCUCAAUUAACUUGGGAUAUGCCACUUUACACCUUGACUCUUCAGAGAAACUGAAAUUUGAAAUUAUUGGUAAAAAUGGUAUAAGAUUACAUUUAAAAGCCAAUCAUGCCACUGAAACAAAUAGAUGGGUUUGGAAUCUUCAAAAUGCCAUCACAAUCUCCAAAGAUAAUAUCAAGAGAAGGCUUAGAGGUUCAAUUGUGGAUGAACAGCCAGAUACACCCGGUAGUUCUAAUAGCCCUGAAGCACUCACCGGAAAUGCCGGAAACAACAAUGUUGCUAUUCCUAGUUAUACUGUGACGGAAACAUCUUCUAUUGAAGAUUCUAAGCAUUAUGUUCCAAGCAACUUAGGUAAUGCACCUGAUGAUGAACCAAAACGGAAAUUAUCACUGGAGAGUAAAACAAAGAAACUAUUGCGUAUUCCUAGAAGAAUGAAAAGAAGAAGCCACAAAAGAAUUUCAAGCGUAGGAUCAACUGGAUCUUUUGAGGAUGACUCGGCCCCUCCUUCAAGAUCAAAUUCACUUACCAGAAUCAGUUUUGAAAAUAGAUCAGUGACUUCGUUAACUGAUUCUAUUAAAUAUAGAAACUUUGAUGAUCAAGAAGAUCUUGAAAACUUUGAUAACGACGUUGACGAAGACGAAGACUCAAGCAGCGAAACAGAAAUAUACUCCAAACGUAGUGGGAUCACUGACAGUGUUAGUGGAGUAACUGCUGAUGAUUCAGAGUUGGCUUUCACAAUAAAGAGAUCUAUCGAUAUGGAGAUUGCUGGGUUUGUUGAUUUGAUUACAAAGCUUUCACAUGUUAAAAAAGAGGAUCCCGAAGAUGCGGAAUUCUGUGAAGUUGGUCUUAACACAAUGAAUACCAUCUCAGAUUUACUUUCCAAAUACAACAAAUUGGUUUCUACAAGAGAGAAGCGGACCUUAGUUAAACUAGAAAGACAGUUGGAAAUCAAUAAGUUGUGGGAACAAUCCAUUCGUCAAUUAGAAUCGGAAUUCCAAAGUCGGGAAGAAAAAUUAGCUGCCUAUGAAGGUCAGCGGAAACAAUUGAAGAAGAUCAUCAAGUCUGGGUCUCUUAAUAAGGUUCCUCAAGUCUUAUCAUUAGAAGGACAAGCACCAGAAAGUGCCGAUAUCUCAUCUUUGGCCAACGGUGAAGCUAUCCGUCGUGCUUCUAUUGCUAGUAUUGCUGGAGGUGAUACUGCAUUAGAAGACGAAUUAGAAGAAAUUCUCGAGGAUUCUGAAGACGAAUUCUUUGAUGCAGAUGAAUUGAUUGAUGAUAAUGACGAGGUACAAGGAGAGAAGCCAGAACUCGAUGAACAGGAUACACUGACAAGGACAACUGUUGCUGAAAAGCCUGAUUUGGAAACAGUUCAUGAAAAGAAGGAGGCUGAGCUGAAGUUUACCUUAGGCACGUCAGAGGCAGAAUUGGCUAUUUCUGGAGAAAUCGAAAUAUCCAAAGAAUCUGAAGCGCGUGGUUAUAUCACCGUUGCAAAUGGUGGAUUGAAAGUGGUAAAUGAACCUCAAUUGAAGAAGAAACUUCUAAUUGAAAAGGAAGACUCAUACAAUGGUUAUGAAAAUCCUCCUAGAACAAAAUUGUUACUUGAUGAAGAUGAUAGACCUAAAGUUGGAUUAUGGGGGGUUGUUAAAUCGAUGAUUGGCAAAGACAUGACAAGGAUGACUUUGCCAGUUUCAUUUAAUGAACCUACUUCACUUUUACAACGUUUGGCAGAAGAUAUUGAAUAUAGUACUCUAUUAGAUACAGCUGCAGGAUACGAUGAUUCUACUUUACGGAUGAUUUAUGUUGCAGCCUUUGCAGCAUCUGAAUAUGCAUCAACCAUUGACAGAAUUGCUAAACCAUUCAAUCCUUUAUUAGGUGAAACCUUUGAGUAUUGUCGUCCUGAUAAGAACUAUAGGUUGAUUACGGAACAAGUUAGCCAUCAUCCACCAAUUAGUGCUUGUCACGUUGAAUCAGUUAAAUGGGAUUAUUAUGGAGAAAAUGCCGUUGAUUCAAAGUUUAGAGGUAGGCUGUUUGAUUUCAAACAUUUAGGUAAGAUGUUUUGUGUUAUGAGGCCUGAUAAUGGUGUUAUUGAUGAAAAUGGUAAGAAAGUUACUGAAGAAUUAUACAGUUGGAAGAAAGUUAAUACUGCUGUUGUGGGUAUUAUGAUUGGGAACCCUACUGUUGAUAAUUAUGGUGCUAUGCAUGUCACAAACCAUACCACUGGUGAUGUUAUGGUAGUUGAUAUGAAACAAAGAGGUUGGAGAGCAUCUUCUGCUUAUCAAUUAUCUGGACAAGCAUGUGACUCCAGUGGUAAAGCUCAUUGGGCAAUGGCAGGACAUUGGAAUUCAAAGAUCUUUGCAAAACAUAUUAAAGAUAUGAAAGUUACUGGUGAAGCCAGUAAUAUUAUUGAUGAAGGAGGUAAUUCUACUGACCCAUAUGGUGGGAAGAAAUUUUUAGUUUGGCAAUGUGCUCCUAGACCUAAAGUUCCAUUCAAUUUAACUGCUUUUGCUACCACAUUGAACGGUAUAGAUGAUGCUUUAAGACCUUGGUUACCUCCAACUGAUACUAGACUUAGACCUGAUCAAAGAGCAAUGGAAGAUGGUAAAUAUGAUUUCGCUGCAGACGAGAAAAAUAGAGUCGAAGUUAAGCAAAGAAAAGCUAGAAAGGAACGGGAAAUCGCCAAGAAAGUCUAUCGCCCCAAUUGGUUCGUUAAAAGACGCCAUCCAGUUACUGGUGAUGCCUUCUGGGAGUUCAAUCAUACUUAUUGGAAUCGUAGAGCUCAAAAAGAUUUGGCUGAUUCUGGUGAUAUUUUCUGA
This is a messenger RNA of Lizanozyma spartinae, 3732 nucleotides long. RefSeq names its product oxysterol-binding protein related protein. The coding region runs from base 1 to 3732 and encodes 1243 amino acids. The transcript has a single exon. Gene Ontology annotation, cellular component: nuclear envelope; cytosol; intracellular membrane-bounded organelle. Gene Ontology annotation, biological process: endocytosis; exocytosis; piecemeal microautophagy of the nucleus. Lineage: Eukaryota; Fungi; Ascomycota; Pichiomycetes; Serinales; Debaryomycetaceae. The record is from RefSeq and is a predicted model, not a curated record. Gene Ontology annotation, molecular function: sterol binding; protein binding.